GUACCUGGUAAUAUGAUGAACAUCCUCAUAUUUUCAUUGUGCAUUUGAGACUGUUUUCCAAUAUUUUCAAAAUACCAUGAUUGAUGCAUUAAUAACAAGUGCUGCAUUCAUAGCUAAAUGUGUUGAGACUAUUGUAGCAGCUGCAAUAUACACCGUUGACCUCAAUUAUGAAAUAGUUGCAGCAAUUGUAAAUGCUGUUUCCACUGUCAUAGCAUUACUAGUCUCAGCUUACAGCUAUAUAAAGCCAUUCCUUUCCAAGCUAUUGGAGAUCUUCAUGGACAUUUACUCCAUUAUUAAAACACUAGUUAUAAUGCUAAUUACAUCUAUGCAACUGGGAUUGAAUGCUGCUCAUUUAGGUAUUACUUGCCUCAUCCAACUAUGCCACACAUGCUUUCAUUAUAUUACUUGCUGUUAUUUAAUGUUAAAGCAUUGCCUCUCUGUUGCUGUUGGCUCCAUAACAACAUCACUGCAAACUGUAUUUGCAUUUAUCUUCAGCACCAUCACUUCAAUUUUCUUCUGCAUUACAUCUUUGGGGAGCCUGUGUGUCAGCUUUGUAACUGGUGUUUGGCAAGGACUUGGUUUUGUGUUUUCUUCAGUGGCAUAUUUUCCUGUCUAUUGUAUGCAGUGCAUUGAUGCUUUUGUUGAAAAUUCUUGGAGAAAUGUAACAAACACAUGUGUACAUAUUUUAAAUGCCACUACCAAAGAAACUUAUCUUGGCAUUGUUUUAUUAUGCUUAUUAUAUCUGACAUUGUCAAACUUUUUCCGCUAUAUGAAUAGUCGAGGCAUUACCCUAUUCCCUCAAAGAUUCAGAGGCAGAUCCUUUAGAAUUAGAGAAACCACAUUGAACUGGAAUAUUGACAGAGGAUUUGAAAGUGAUUUUGAAGACAUGUAUGGCUCUGAUGCUGAAGAUGUUGCAUGGGCUCAUGAAAUAAAUCAGACUAACGUUAGUGAAGGGGAUAGCAGCAGUGACGAUGAUGAUUCUGUAGAUAGUUUUACUCGCAGCUCAGGUGUGUCUGACAGUGAUUCAGAUGAAUACACCAUCGUUACCGAAGAGUCAGACAGUGAUGCUUCCAUUAAUUCACAGACAUUUUCAACAGAAUCCAGUGAUCACGAAAUAGAAGUUCAGCUUCCUAAGGUUGAUGAGCGUUACUCACUGAGAAACAGAUCAUCAACUCCCUCUCAUAUGCCUAAGGCAAUGAACUGUCCUGAAGACUUUGAUAGAGAGAUGGAGAGAGAGAGAGACAAAAGAAAAUGUGUAGUUUGUCAGGAUGAAAUCAAGUCUGUUCUAGUUCUGCCUUGCAAACAUUUGUGCAUGUGUGUAGUGUGUGCUGAUCAAAUUGUAAGGUCUCAAAUUACUGGAAGAAGAGUCUGUCCUUUGUGCCGUACCAAAAUAACGAAGGUCAUGAAUAUUUAUGUGUGACUAUUUGGGCAACAGUAAAUGUAUUUAUUAGUUACUGCUUUUUUUUUGUUAGUUUCAUUGCCAUAUUAUUUGUUUAUAAUUCGCAUUGCCUUAAAAAUUUGUGUUACUAAUUGUUCUAUCACUAAUACAUAGUAUUUAUUGGUACAUUUUUUUGUUGAAACCUAAUAAAAUUUUGAUGCAUAUCAUUUUGUUUACAUAUACCUUAUAAGUAACAGGCGUUCCUUCAAAGAUCAUUGUUGUUACUUGUCAUAAAAGUGUCAUUGUAUUUCAUGCUGGACCAAUACUGAUACAUCCAUCUUCUAGACAUCUAGCUCAUUGUUUUUCACUAUGAAUUAUAACUUGUGUGUGACAGUUGUGUGUAUGUAUAACAGCUUAAAAAUUAAUUUUAAAUUAGAUGUACUGACACUUAUUCAAGGCCUAUAUAGGCAUACUGUAAUCUGAGCCAGUCAAGUUAAUAUAGAUAUGGUAUAGUAUGCACUUAAAACCUUUAAUGCCUUAAGGUUAAUGAAAAACAGCUUUAAAUAUUUGGCUUUAAUAACAGUACCGUACCAAUUUGAUUCUAUCAUUAAAAUAAAAAUUAUAGCUUCUACUACAAAUUCUCUAAAGCUACCAAAGCAUACAAGGAGUAGAAAUACUUUUUAUUUCAAUAUGUUCCCCAAAAUUAAAUUUAAAAAAAAAAGGGGGGGGGGGGAUAUUAAUCACAUAUAAACCUAUACCGGUUACCAACUUUGUCAGGUGAAAAUCUGUGAAUUCAUUAAAUGAGUAAGUAUUGCCCUUGAUAGAUAUGAUCUCAAUAGAACCAGUAAUACAGGAAAUAAAAGAAAAAUUUUUUCCAGCAUUAAUUACAAUGUACAUCAGAUUUUUUAAAGCUAAGGAAGACCUCAGAACCUUUUUUUUUUGUUACAGAUUAGAGCUACCAGUACCUCUCAAAGAAAAUUAAGUUACCAUGUGUGUUUAUUCAUCAUACCAUAUACAUCCAAAAUGUAUUUAAUAGUGUUAAAUGUUCAAAUGAAAAAAUCAGAAAUACUCUUUCCCAUCUAAUAAUUAGCAAUGAUUCUGAAGAUUAAGGAUGAGUUCAGUGUUUUAUUGGACUACACAAACCAACCAUUUGCAACCUGCAAUUUUUACCACAUCUGAUGCAGACAAAACUGCUGGGGGGGCCUAAGUUUUUUUUUUUUAGAAGCAUCUUUUUUUUAUCUAAUAAUGCUACAUUACACAACAACAACAAAAAAAAACUGUACAUAAUGUUUGAGAAAAAAAUAAAAUGGCAAUGUGAUUAUUUUUGUGUGUGAUGUAACAUGAAUCUUUAUUUAGAUUUCUAUCACAAAGACUAAAAUUUCUUGAAAAUAACUAUGUAUUAUUUUUUUUGUAUAUAAACAUUUAAAUCAAAUGGUCACUAUUUAUUUUGCAGGAUAAAAUAUGUUUGCAUUUACUGGUUCUGGAUUUGCUUGUGAUUAUAUAUAAAACCUUAACAAUAUUAUCAUUAUUAUAAAUGUCCACUUCGAUCUAAAUAUUAAACAAUAAAAAAUU
Biomphalaria glabrata is the source of this 2950-nucleotide messenger RNA. RefSeq lists its product as uncharacterized. Gene Ontology annotation, biological process: protein ubiquitination; ubiquitin-dependent protein catabolic process. Lineage: Eukaryota; Metazoa; Mollusca; Gastropoda; Planorbidae. The coding region runs from base 77 to 1420 and encodes 447 amino acids. The transcript has a single exon. The record is from RefSeq and is a predicted model, not a curated record. Gene Ontology annotation, molecular function: ubiquitin protein ligase activity.